This is a messenger RNA of Lymnaea stagnalis (great pond snail), 462 nucleotides long. The record is from the annotation of a GenBank genome assembly. Lineage: Eukaryota; Metazoa; Mollusca; Gastropoda; Lymnaeidae.
UAUGACGUGAAUGCCAAAGAUAAUCGUGGCAUGACUUCUCUGAUGUUAGCCGUGGUUAAGAGAGACGUUGACAUACUGAACAUGCUGAUCAGCCUUGGUGCCAAUGUGAAUGAGAAACAACACGAGAAAAGUGGCGACUCUGCGCUGAUAUUAGCCGCACGUAAGGGAGACAUAGCCAUUGUUGAAAAGCUUUUGGACAUGGGGGCCGAGUUCAAUGAUCAAAAUACUUUAGGUCGAACAGCUUUGAUGACUGCCGUAGAGCAUAACAAUACCGUUAUUGCUGAAUCGCUAAUAAACAGAGGUGCUAAAGUAAACGAAAAAGACAGUAAUGGACGAACGGCACUAAUGUCGGCUGUUUAUAUUCAUGACACAGAUAUGUGCGAAAUGUUAAUAGGAUAUAGAGCUAAUGUAAAUGACAUGGAUAACGACGGCAUCACUCCCCUUUUGCACGCUUUGAAGGCA